CCGAAUUGCAUUCAUCCAUAUAUAACCUCGACAAAUCGUCGCAAUGCUUCCAAGCAGAGGGAUUGCGCGCUCCCUCCCCUCACCGGGAGCCUGGACGCAGACGCAGAGCCGAUUGGUGAGCCUCUCGAGUCGAAAGUUGGGCCAUGGACGGCAAUUCGGCACCUCGUUGCGAAAGGUCAAUGGUGGACUGACGACGGCAUCGUCACCAUUCCGAACUCGAUAUGCAGCUGCCGCUCCAAUUGUCCUGGGAGGCGUCUCAUCGUCAAGAUCGCUCUCUCUGUGGGGUUGGGGUGGAAGCGGCAACAAGGACGCCUCUGCUGCCGAAGCCGCUGCCGCAACACCAGAGACAGCAAGCGUUGCUGCUCCCGCACCGGCGGAACAAGCCUCUACGGUAGUCUCUGCUGCUCCGACCGACGCCGCGGCUGCUGCAUCUGCGACUGAGCCCGCCGCCGUCGCCGCCUCCGAUGUCGACCUCUCCUCGAUUUCGGCGCUUAUCAACGGCCAGGACAUUCUCAACAUGCGCGAAGAGAUUGGCUACUUGCACGCCAUUGGCCUCGACUACGGCUGGGGAUUCACUUCCAUCAUGCAAUGGACGCUCGAGCACGUUCACGUCUGGUCAGGGCUGGGCUGGGGCGCCUCCAUCAUGGCCACGGCUGUCUUGCUGAGGGCCGUCAUGUUCUACCCCCAGAUCCAGAGUCUCAAGUUCAACGCCGUCAUGCAGAGGAUGAGAAAAGACCCGCGGUCCAACGAGGCCAUGAAGCUGGUCCAGCAAGGUUUCCAGGAGAGCGAUAUGGAGAUGCGUCAGCGUGGUCAGGUCCUGAACAAACUGCUACGGACCGAGUACGGCGUCAGCAACUGGGGCAUCUUGUGGUCUCUUGCGCAGAUCCCCUUUACGUUUGGUCUCUUCCGUAUCGUGAGCGGCAUGACGCACAUUCCCGUGCCUUCACUUGAAAAUGCCGGCUUCCUCUGGUUUGCCGACCUUGCCGCCACAGACCCCUACUUUAUCCUCCCCGCCACCGGUACCGCUCUGAUGAUGGGUGCCCUUCUGAUCAACGCAAAGCACACGCCCAAGCAGCAGAGAAAGAUGCUCAAGCCCAUGAUGUACAUCUUCGGCACCGUUGGCUUCAUCGGCACCACAUUCCUCUCCGCCGCCGUCAACCUCAUGACCGUCGCCCUCGGCGGCUCCACCCUCCUCACAGCCCUCAUCCUCAACAUCCCCUCCAUCCGCCGCUCCCUCGGCCUCCCCAACGGCCCCGUCGACGAAGCCGUCGCCCCUCAAAAGACCAUACAGUACGAGGCUCCCCGCACCGAGACCCCCGGCAUGGCCGGACUUAGGGAACGCCUCACCAGCAGCCUCGACGACAUGAAGAAGGGCGUCUCCGAGUCCGUGUCCAACUACACCGGCACGUACUCGGGCACAGAGCAGGAGAAGGCAGAGAGGAAGCGCCGAGAAUUGAUCCGCCAGCUAGAAACCACGCGGAAACAGCAAGAGCGCGAGCAAUUUGAGUUGAAAUACAAGGGCAAGAAAUAAAAAAAUUCAAGGGAACACAAAAUCCGGAACACAUAGAGGAUAUAUCACAGAGGGGAGAACGGCAGCAGUAGAGAUGCUACCUAUCAAAGGGGGGAAAGCCAAAGCAGAACGGAGCGUUUUAGGGAGCGUUUUCUUGUAUAACACACCCCUUUCUUCUCUUUUCUUAUCCAUGUACUACCUAAAGCCUACCGCUAGUGUAAAGUAAAUACCGUACGUAGAUGUAUACAACGAGAACAAAAAAAAAAGCGAGAGAGAAAGAAAAGGGAUGGAUGGGUGGAAACUCUGUACGACUGCAAGCAAAGUUGAGACAUUGUACAAUAAACAAAGGGGGCGAAAUUUCUGUUCAAAGCAAAUAGACAAGCAUUCAAAGGAAAAAAAGAAACACUCCUGACAAUACGAUCGAUUCUCAAAAGCAAAAAGCCUUGCUUGAGAGUAUAUAUAGAAAAAAGAAAUCUCUCGAGCUCAAG
Messenger RNA from Trichoderma harzianum CBS 226.95, 1998 nucleotides. RefSeq lists its product as hypothetical. Gene Ontology annotation, biological process: mitochondrial respiratory chain complex IV assembly; protein insertion into mitochondrial inner membrane from matrix. The record is from RefSeq and is a predicted model, not a curated record. The transcript is spliced from 3 exons. Gene Ontology annotation, molecular function: membrane insertase activity. Gene Ontology annotation, cellular component: mitochondrial inner membrane. The coding region runs from base 44 to 1531 and encodes 495 amino acids. NCBI's taxonomy places the organism in Eukaryota, Fungi, Ascomycota, Sordariomycetes, Hypocreales, Hypocreaceae.